Molecule: messenger RNA, 2029 nt
Organism: Anoplophora glabripennis (Asian longhorned beetle)
Lineage: Eukaryota; Metazoa; Arthropoda; Insecta; Coleoptera; Cerambycidae
Product: glucose dehydrogenase [FAD, quinone]-like
Exons: 3
Coding region: 45-1904 (619 amino acids)
Molecular function (GO): oxidoreductase activity, acting on CH-OH group of donors; flavin adenine dinucleotide binding
Source: RefSeq, a predicted model, not a curated record
CUUUCGAAGUGUAUUUUUGUAGUGUUCGAGUAUUUAUAACGGAGAUGAUUUAUUUACAGUUAUGUGCGUUGUUGGUUCUUCCUUGGAGCUUUUCGGCUGAAACGAACAAUGAGACGUUCCAAGCGUUUGUGGACAUGGUCGUCAGCAACUUAACUGCUUGUGACAAUUACAAAUUGCCUGUGAAUAACGAAAAUCUAUGCUCCGUUCGAUCCUCGAAAGGAGAAGAGUUUCGUGAUUUUGGGUCAUUCGACUUUAUCAUAGUCGGAGCUGGUUCAGCUGGCACUCUGUUGGCCAACAGAUUGACCGAAAUCAAAGAAUGGAAGGUUCUCUUACUGGAGGCUGGAGGCAAAGAAAAUGACUUCAGCGACAUCCCAGGGAUGGCGUUGCCACUUUACCUGACUGACAUGAACUGGGGCUACUUAAGCACACCGCAGGAAAGAGCAUGCAAAGCAAUGAAGGAAAGUAAGUGCGUUUGUCCUAGAGGGAAAGUAGUUGGAGGCAGCAGCACUAUAAACGCAAAGAUGUACUCGAGAGGUAACAAAGAUGACUUCGAUGCUUGGGAAAAACUCGGCAAUCCUGGAUGGUCUUACCAGGACGUGUUACCUUACUUUAAGAAAACAGAAAAUUGCCAUAUUUACAACCCAGAUCCUCCUUAUCGCGGCAGCGGAGGCCUGCUAGAUGUCAACUACACUGCUCCUACUGUAUUCACUUCCAUAUUCCUGAAAGGUAAAGAAGAGCUAGGAUAUCAACUGAACGACUACAAUGGCAAGCAACAAAUAGGCGUUUCUCAAGUUCAGUUCACCAUUAAGGGUAACAAGAUAGCAAGUGGCGGGAGAGCUUUCAUAGACCCUUUUAUGAACAGAAAGAACCUCAAUGUUACUAUAAAUGCUUUCGUUACCAGACUGAUAAUAGAUAAAGAAAAGAAGAGAGUUCUUGGUGUUGAAUUCGUACAAGACGGAAGGAAAUACGCAGCCAAGGCUAAGAAAGAAGUUAUACUCUCCGCUGGAGCUAUAAACACCCCUCAGAUAUUAAUGAUAUCUGGAAUAGGCCCCCAAGAAGCGUUAAGCAAAAUCGGUGUUGAAACUCUAGUAGACCUACCCGUUGGAUUAAACAUGGAAGACCAUGCAGCGUUCACGGGUUUAAACUUCAGAACCAAUCAUACAUUGUUCAAUGACUCCAUAGAGGUACUUCUAGAAAGGUACUUAAACGACCAGCGACCCUUGACGGCGGCUUUUAAUGCAGAUUGUGUAAGCUUUAUUAAUGUAAACGACAGGAAAAGUUCAGUACCAAACAUUGAACAGGUGCUCAUGGUGCCUCCAUUCGAAAAUAGCCAAGCAAUUAAAGUUUUAAAUCUAAAAGAUGUAAAACCAUUAUCGAAUCCUUACACUGACAUGCACGUGUGGUUAAUAUUACUACAUCCAAAAUCCAAGGGUAGUGUUACAUUGAAAUCGAAAGAUCCCUUAGAUUUCCCCAACGUCGAUUACAACUAUUACGCUGAGGAAGAAGACUUGAGAACCAUGCACAAAGGUGUAGAAGAAACCCUUAAGCUACUGGAAACGAAGGCUUUUAAAUCGAUCAACGCUACUUAUAUUCCAGUUAUAGAAAUCUGCACUGAGCAUAAGGAGGGUUCUCACGAAUUCUGGCACUGUAUGAUCGAACAUUUGACUUCGACCAUGUACCAUCCGGUAGGCACUACGAGAAUGGGUAACUCAAGUAAAGACGCUGUAGUAACUCCCAAGCUGACUGUAUAUGGUGUGGAGAGAUUGCGAGUGGUGGAUGCUGGAGUUAUUCCCAGAAUAGUUUCUGCUAAUACUAACGCUGCGGUCUACAUGAUUGCGGAGAAAGCUGCUGAUGAAAUUAAGGGAUUGUACCAUAGGUCUAUUGCCACGGGGAAACAGCUAUGAAUAAUUUACUUUAAGUUUAUAAACAAUAAUAAUUUAUAACAUGGUUUUGGAAACUAGUAAAGUAGGCUAUUGAUUAUAUCUAAAAAAACAGGGUUAAAAGGAAUUUUAUUGUAUGAAUCGUUCAA